Spirodela intermedia is the source of this 3150-nucleotide messenger RNA. The record is from the annotation of a GenBank genome assembly. NCBI's taxonomy places the organism in Eukaryota, Viridiplantae, Streptophyta, Magnoliopsida, Alismatales, Araceae.
AUGAGAGGUGGGACCUGCAAAGCCGCUGCGGCGAUCAGAACCAGCAGCAGCAGCAGCUUCUGGUGGAAGCUCUUCUCCCCUUCCUUCCGGUUCUCAGCCGGAGAAAGUCGCCGCUUCUCGUCGGGCCAUCGGCCAGCUCCUCCUCCUGCUGCUCCAAAACCCAGCUCAUCCCGUCCUCAUCGCCGCCGCAACGGUAGUCUGAGGAGGAAGUCAGCGCCGCCGCAGUCGAAGGCCUCCUCUCCCGACGCUCUGCUUCAGAACAUCUCCGCCAUAAUAGCUCCGGAGGGGGGAAAACCUCCUCAUCCUGCGGUAUGCGCCGAGAAGGUGGGAGAGGAAGAAGAAAGUGGGCUCGCCGACGAUGGGAUUAAAAUUUGCCGGCGAGGUGCUCGACGGAAUGCUCCUGCGGGCCUUUUCCAGGUGCGCUGGUCGGAGGGGGAAGACGAGGAGGAAGGAGUAGAUGUCAGCCCGACGGUGCAGAAGAUCACUGCCAUCGUCCGCUCCGGAGGAGGAGGGGCGGCGGCGGCCAUGGAGGAGCGUCUAGGGAGCGCCGCCGUGGAGCUCACGGCGGAGGUGGCGGAGAUGGUGGUGAAGAGAUGCUUCAAGGCUGGCGGCGCCGCCCUCAGAUUCUUCUCCUGGGCCAGGCGCCAACCAGGGUUCCGCCACACGACGGCGACCUACAACGCCAUGCUAUACAUCGCCGGCGAAGCCCGGGAGUUCGAUCUAGUGGACGAGCUCCUCCGCUGGAUGGAAGAGGAUUCCUGUCCCACCGACGUGAAGACAUGGACCAUCCUCGUCCACCAUUUCGGGAGAGGGAAUAAGGUCGGAAGGGCCCUUUGGGCCUUCGAGCAGACGAAGAAAUGCAGGUCUGGACCAGACAAGAUGGCCUACGGCAGCAUCAUCCGUGCUCUGUGCGAUGCCGGAAAGGCCGAGAUGGCCGUGGAAUUUUACAGAGAGAUGGCCGGCGGCGGCAUGUUCCCCGUCUGCGGCGACCUGUACCAGGCGCUCAUGACUGCUCUGGCCGCAUCAGGGGACGUGACGACGGCGAGGUCGAUCGGGGAGGACAUGGCGAAGGCCUCCGACGCCGCUUCCUCCUCCACCUCUCUCAUGCUGAAGAGCUUCUGCAUCUCGGGGAACCUCGAAGCCGCCAUGGCCCUCGCCGAGGAGAUGAGGACGAAGACCCAACGGCUUGAUCCAGAGAAAGUGGAGAUCUUGGCGGUGGCGCUAUGCAAGGCCGGCAGAGUCUCCGAAGCUCUGGAACUUGUGACCGGCGCUGAGAAGAACGGAGUUUUAGACAGCAAACUUUAUGGGCACAUCGUCAGUGGGUACCUGAGACUGGGAGAUGUCCAGUUGGCCAUGAAAUUCCUCCGCCGCUGCUCGCCGGGGGUACGCACCUACACGGAGCUGAUACAGCAUCUGUCUAGGGCAGGAGAGCACGGCAUGGCCUGCGAGCUCUACGACGAGAUGGUUGCCAACGGUGCAGAACCGGACAUGGUCGCCGUCGUGGCUAUGGCGGCCGGCCAUGUUCAGAAUGGCCGGGUUGGAGAAGCGUGGAGCCUGUUCGAGGGGAUGAAGAAGAAGGAGAAGGGGACGAAGCCCACGAGGAAGGCCUACUCGGUGUUCAUCAGAGAGCUCUGCAAGUCCGGCGAACCAGAGGAGGCUCUCAGGGCCCUGGCCGAGAUGCUCCGCUCGGAUUUGGCUCCUCCUGGAGGGGACAUCUUCCACCUGCUCUGCAACUCUCUGAGAGAGAAGGGGUUGCCGGAGAAGGCGUCGAUGGUUGAACAGAUGCGCUUAGGUCUGUCCUCCACCAUUGAAGACGCCGCCGAGGACUUGGACCCGAGCCAGAACCAGAGCCAGGGAGGAAGAAGGUGGAGCGACGACGAGCUGAAGGAAGUAGAGAGGAUUUUAGCAUCUCCUUGCAGCGACUGGGCCUCCAUGGCGGAGGGUUUAAGGAAGAGCGGGAUCCUUUUCUCGCCGGAACUCGCGGAGGAGGUCCUCCAGCGCUGCCGGGGGCACGGCGGCGCCGCCCUGCGGUUCUUCUCGUGGGUCGGGAAGUCGGCCGGCUUCAGGCACACCGCGAGAGCAUACAACCUGGCCAUCAAGAUCGCCGGCGCCGGCAAGGACUUCUCUUUCAUGAGGCAUCUCCAUGAGGAGAUGAAGAGGAAGGGUUGCCCUAGAAUGGUCGAUACCUGGACCACCAUGAUCGCCCAGUAUGGACGAGCAGGGUUGACGGAGAUGGCUCUGGGGAAAUUCGCAGAGAUGAAGUCUGAAGGUUUCCGUCCCGAUGCCAGCACCUUCAAGUUCCUGAUCAUCUUCCUCUGCGGGAAGAAGGGCCGGAAAGUGGCCGAAGCAGAGAAGACAUUCCAUGAAAUGCUUUCCGCCGGAAUCUCGCCGGACAAGGAGCUCGCUGGGAGCUUCCUCUCCUGUCUGUGCGAAUCCGGUAAGAUUUCUGAGGCGAGGAGCUGCGUGGAAGCUCUGAUCACGCGCGGCUUUGGGGCGCAGGUGGGCUUCUCCUUGCUCGUCAAGUCUCUCUGCCGUGUGGGGCGAAUGGAAGAGGCUCUCGAGCUCGUCGGCGAGACUGGCAGCGCCGUCGCCCAUCGGGGUUGCAGGGCGGACGAGUUCGUCUACGGGAGCCUCAUCCACGGGCUCCUGCGAGGCGGCCGGGAAGCGGCGGCACUGGAGAAGAUAGAGGAGAUGAAGAGGGCCGGUAUACCGGCGACGGCCCAGGUUUACACCUCGCUGAUGGUCCAUUUCUUCAGGGAGAAGCGGCCGGAGAAAGCCAUGGCGGUGUUGGAGAAGAUGGAGGAGGAGGGCUGCGAGCCCACCGUCGUCACCUUCUCCGCGCUGAUCCGUGGCUACGUCGGCACCGGCAUGGUCGCCGCCGCAUGGGCCAUCUUCCGGCGGAUGGCGGCGGCGGGAGCGCCGCCGGAUUUCCAGACGUACUCUACGUUCAUGGCGUGCCUGUGCAGGGCCGGCAGGUCGGAGGAAGCCAUGGAGCUCAUCCAGGAGAUGGCGGCGAGGGGGAUCUCUCCGAGCGCGGUCAACUUCCGGACUGUGUUCUACGGGCUCAACAGAGAAGGCAAGCAUGAUCUUGCUCGCGCUCUGCUGGAAAAAAAGUGGACUUUUUCUAGGAAGAGGAGAUUUCUGGCCUGA